GGUUUUUAUUUGCACUGUCAGACCAACCCUGAUGCUUCCAAUUUGGCACAGGCGAGGGAUAUUUAAAAAAUACAAAGGAAAGCCCCUCUGUGCUCUGGUUGUCACAAAGGGUUAAGCUGAGAGAGUCGGAUUCCUAGAGCGGCACUUCGGACGGAAAUGGUUCUGACUAUUGAAGGCCCUCCUCUUCCUUUUCUCCCCCUUAGCGACUCUAUGGUGCUUUUCUUUGCUGCAAAGUAGAGGCUGGAAAAAGAGAUUUUUCAGCUCCGGGGAGGGAAUCCGGUAAGUGAGAAGCGCCUUGAGGCAGGAGCAGAGAGCUCGCCUGGAAUAGGAAGGUUUGCUUUAGGGAUCUGCUGGAUCAGACAGACCCCUCCCAGACCAGCCUCCUGCUCCCAGCCAGACCUGGGCAGCCAGACCUCUCUGGGAUGCUCAGAGGCAGCAAGGCAGCAGCAAACCUCUUGCUGCUCUCUGCCUCCAGCAUUUUGCAGGUGAACUGCUCCUGAACAUGCAGGUUCCGCGGAGCUGUGAUGAGUUUUAGAACAUCCUCUGUGGAUUUCUCUAUCCCACCCCCCACCCCUUUUAAACAUGAAGUCUAUCAAGGACUAUUCUUCAUCAUGGCUAUGUCUUGCUUGAUCUGUCUUCAGGGACAUUAUGUCAGGGGUGGCCAGAAGCCAGAUGCUUGGCAGGGGGUUGGACUCGAUGGCCCUUGUGGUCCCUUCCAACUCUAUGAUUCUAUUCUAUGAUUGAGGGGGGGGGGAUUUCCAGUAGAUGACUAAGAGUCUCUAAGGCUCCUUGAUUGCCAGUUGAUUAGAAAUAGCAGUAACAACUCCUUCUCCUGCCCUGCAGCAAUGAAACAAACAGCUUCUGAAUGUGAGAAAGCGCAGUGGGAAACCAGGACUGGACUCCCGUGUGAAAGGGCUGUAAUAAGGGGGCCAUCGGCACUAUGCAUUUAGCGCAAUGUAAUUCCACUUUAAACUGUCAUGGCUUCCCCCAAAGAAUCCUGGGAACUGUAGUUUGUUAAGAGUGCUGAGAGGAGACCCCCUAUGCCCCUCACAGAGCUACAGUUCUCUGAGGACUGAGCAUGCUUACUAUCCACUGAAUACUGACUGAUGAUUGGUGGGAUGAAAAACAUGGGGGCAGAGAAUGGAAUGGAGUAUCCUGAACAGGAGUGUUCCACAAUGCAACUUUUCGCUGCAGCUCCCACUGAUUCUCUUUCCUUGCAGAGGCACCGGGCCUUAUAAACAAUCUGGACCUGGCAGUUGACAUCACCGAGAAACAUGGGAUAGCAGUGUGUGAGUGACCCCUGCCAAGCCCCGGAGUUAAGAGAGGUGAUGGCGUCCAAACGCAGGAAUGCAGCUGUCUGGGCUGUCCCCCGAGAUGUCCUGCUGGAGGACACAGUGAAGGAGGAGGCAUCAGAGUCUGAACCAGAGGAGGCUGCAGGAACAGGCCCCUUGGCCCUCCGCUCAGAGAGCCUCAAGGAAUUGUGGGAAGGGACCAUAACAGAGCACAUUAAGCAGGAACCCGAGGAAGUGCCUCAGGAGGAGUGCUGGGAAGCUCAGUGUCAGGGGCUCCUGAAGGUUGUGAGAUCUCCACAGUCUGAACCAGGAAACCUGCAGCUGGCCAGCAAUGGCCCAAGGGACGCUCAGGCUUCCUUUGAGGGGCGAUCAGACACUGGGCGAGGCAAGGUGAUCCGCCACCUGCCCGGCCCUGGAGGAGACGUCUCCCAGCCCACCCACAGCAUAUUGGCCCUGGAUCGUGGGGAAGUGAAGAAGGAGGCUCCCAGCCAGGAGGUGGAGCGCCUGUGCUUCAGGCAGUUCCUCUACCAGGAGGCCGAGGGGCCGCGAGAUCUCUGUGGGAUGCUGUGGAGGCUCUGCCAUCGGUGGCUGCAGCCAGAGAGGCGCACCAAGGAGCAGAUGCUGGAGCUGGUGAUCCUGGAGCAGUUCCUGGCUGUCCUGCCCCCAGAGAUGCAGACCUGGGUCAGGGAAGGCGGGCCGGAGACUUGCGGUCAGGCAGUCGGCCUGGCGGAGGAUUUCCUGGAGAGGCAGCAAGAGAACGAGCACGAAAUACAACAGGUGAGAGGGCAGGAGAUCAGUCCUGGGAAGAACAAAACAAACAGUGGCAAGGAGCCCAUAGGGCUAGCUAUUGGGGCAGUUUACGCUGGCUGUAAAUAUGCAUUGGACUGACUGUUCCUUUAGAUCCGAUAUAGGCAAACUGGGCCCUCCAGAUGUCUUGGGACUACAAUUCCCAUCAUCCUUGACCCAGUGGUCCUGCUAGCUAGGGAUCAUGGGAGUUGAAGGUCAAAAACAUCUGGAGAGCCGAGUUUGCCUAUGCUUGCCCUAGAUGGUUCGAAAAUGGGAUCUGGCCGAAUCAGCAGGGGUUGGCUGUAUUGGCAGAGUAGAACCUCCAGGUUCUGAGGCAGUGUACCUUAGAACGCCACUUGCUGGGGGAAGACUAAGGAUGGUGGGCAGCGCACUCUCUGCCCUAACAGACCAGCUUCCACUGCUGUGAACAGGCAGUCUGUGUUGGUUGGAGAGAAGCUAUGUGGACACAGGAGUGAUGGAUUCCUGUGCUCCAGUCCCUGUCUUGAGAUGGGCUGCCACAUUCUGCACCAGCUGGUUUAAUGCAUCCCCCUUCAAAGACAGUGCAGAGGACAGCCUUUGCCUGAAGAAAGUCUACUUGAGAUUCUGAAGAGCUGCUGCCGGUCAGUGUAGGCAAUACUGUGAAAGAUGGGCCAAUGGCCUGACCCAGUCAAAGGCAGGGAGUCCUUGGCCCUCCAGAUGUUGCUGGACUCCCACUCCCCUGACCAUUGGCCAUGCUGGCUGGGGGCUGAUGAGAAUUAGAGUACUGUAGCAUCUGGAAAAGCUCCAGAGGUUCCCCACCCCUGAAUCUCAGGCGAUUCGCACCCAUUUCUUUGUCUUGUUCUUUCUGCUGUUUCAGGUCCUCUGGCCCUUCAAGGAGAAAGCGGAUGAUUCCCCUGAGGCUGACGGGGCUCUGUCAGACUCUGGUGAGUGGCCGCUCACCAAAGUGGAGGAUUCGGCUGCUGAUGCCCCUUGGCUGGGUAAGGAGUCUUUGGCUGGAGGGAGUUCUCUUGCGGAGCAGGUUGUGCAAAUGAGGGGCCACCACAAAAAAGGCUCUGCCCACAGAUCUAGUGCACACCAAUUAUUUUGAUUAUCAUUAUGAUUUCUUUCAUUUCUAUACAGCUUUAUAUUUUUAAGAAAAAUCUCAAAGCAGUUUACAGAAUAUUAAAACAUCAAUAAAACAAUUUGAAGAAAGUCAAAUAUAGAGUACGCAGCCAAAGCAACAUAAUUAACAGAAAACUAAAAUGUGAUCUUAAAGAUAAUAAAAUGAAACAUUACAAAGGAGGUGAAGUACAGAAUACAUAUUUAACACAAAGAAAGUUAACAAAGUAAAAACUUAAACAUUUUUUAAAAAACCAUUACUAGUAAAGUAAAAUAUUAAAUGCACAUUUAAAACAGCAUAAUUAACAAGAGAAUAAAAUAUUUUCAUAAGCAUGACAUGGCUGUUUGGCAGGCACAAAAAGAUGGGGCAAAAGAAUCCAACUGUUAGGGUUUGUUGUCAGGCAUAGCAGUGUCCCUCUGGUUCUCACCAGGAGCCUCUUUAGUAGAGCUGGGGAGUGUGGGCCCCGCCCCCUAGGCCUGGUGGAAAGGGCUUUGCAGGGAGCAGCCUUCAAGACUCACAGCCAGGUAAUCUAACUGACCUUAUAGAUGCACUAGCAAGCAGGAUCUUUGAUAACUGGGCCCCAAACCCCUUCUUUGCUGUGUAAUGUUAUCCAAGCUGUGUAAUGUUAUCCUGGUGAAGGGAAAUCUUCCUUUGUAAGGAUUCUCUGUUUUUUUCCAACAGACAAUGAGAGGGCAUGUUGGAAGAAGAAUCUGCCAAUCAAUUCUGAAGGAGCUGAACUACGUUGGAUGCUGCCAGGGAGAUCAGAACAGACAGUUUCCCGUUAUCCUUACUGGGGAGAAGCAUCCGAAAACCAGCAGGAAACUCACCCCCAUAAUGAAGAAGGCAAAUCCGUUCCUUUCCAGCUCCCUGCCAUGCCAGUCCAGCAAAGGUUCCUCAAGGGUGAGACAUGCGCUGAGUGCGGAAAAUCCUUUCGCUGCAAGGCAGAGCUCACUGAACACCAGAGAAUGCACUCAGGAGAGAAACCCUACAUCUGCUCCGACUGUGGGAAGAGCUUCUGCAGUAGGAAUGUCCUGGUUGCCCAUCAGAGAAUCCACAGCGGGGAGAACCGCUUCAGUUGCUCAGAUUGCGGGAAGAACUUCAGCCAGCAAUCGCAUCUUACGGCACAUGAGAGAACCCACAGGCAAGAGAAGCCCUUUGUUUGCCCAGAUUGCGGACAGAGCUUCAGAGGGCACAGCGGGCUUGCGGCUCAUCUGAGAAUCCACACGGGAGAGAGGCCCUACCAUUGCCCAGACUGCGGAAAAAGCUUCCGGCAGAGAUUUGACCUUAACCGACACCAGAGAAUCCACACGGGAGAGAAACCGCACCAGUGUCCCGACUGUCCCAAAAGCUUCAGGAACAGGUCGGCUUUUGUCGUGCACCGGAGAAUCCACACCGAGGAGAAACCGUACCCGUGCUCUGGGUGUGGCAAGCGUUUCCGUCAUCGCACGAACCUCCUCACGCACGAGAGGCUCCACACGGGAGAGAAGCCCUACAAGUGUACGGUGUGCGAUAAGAGCUUUGUCGAAAGCUCGUCCCUCAUGAAACACAAGCGAGCCCACACGGGCGAGAAGCCCUACAAGUGUGCCGAGUGUGGGAAAUGCUUCUCUCAGAACGCCGGCCUGGUUCAGCACGAGAAGAUCCACACGGGAGAAAAACCCUUCCAGUGCCCGGACUGUCCCAAAAGCUUCCGGGACAAGUCGGCCUUUGUCGUUCAUCACAGGACGCACACAAGGGAGAAACCGUUUAAUUGCUCGAUCUGCGAGAAGAGCUUCAGCCAUCGCUCCAACCUUCUCAAGCACGAGAGAACCCACACUGGGGUGAAGCCAUACAAGUGCCUAGAGUGCGGAAAGGGCUUCACUCAGAAGUCAAGCCUCCUCUCGCAUGCAAGAAGCCAUCGGCCUCGUAUACCUGAAGGAGCGUCUCCACUCGCAUCGUUCAGCCUGGGCAUGGAGGUCCAGCUCCUUGGAGGGCCUUCAGGCAGUUCCGUCACUGUGAGAAGUGAAGCUAUAGGGAACCAAGCAUUGGGCCUUCUCAGUAGUGGCCCCUGCCCUGUGGAAUGCCCUCCCCUCAGAGGUCAGAAAGAUAAACAACUGCACGACUUUCCGGAGAAAUCUGAAGGCAGCUCCGUAUCGGGAAGUUUUUAAUAUCUGAAGUUUCAUUGUAUUUUUAUAUUCUGUUGGAGGCCGCCCAGAGUGGCUGGGGCAACCCACUCACAUGGGCGGAGUACAAAUAAUAAAUGAUGAUGAUGAUGAUGAUGUAUACAUUGGCUUAGAGGGUGGGGAGUACCGUCUCCCUGGGCAUCCAUGGAGGAGCAAAUGGCUGAACAAUAAAAUAAAGUCACCUGUCUGCUUUUAGAGAUCUCCAGUUUCUUGGCAUUUACUGCCAUUAUUAGUUGGCAACGAGGAAUAUUAGGAGAUGUGUGUGCUUUUUAUCUGGUGCGAAAGGAAGGG
Molecule: messenger RNA, 5627 nt
Organism: Podarcis lilfordi (Lilford's wall lizard)
Lineage: Eukaryota; Metazoa; Chordata; Lepidosauria; Squamata; Lacertidae
Source: the annotation of a GenBank genome assembly